AUGUCCAGGGCAUUGCUGGAGGCGAGCGUUAACAGAUCAGGGCUUGUGGAUUUCACUGUAAGCAUUCCGACUGUUGCUAUGUGGGAGAGAGACCAAAAAUGCGAGGCAGUGAUUUCAGAUGCCAUGAGGUGGGCUAACCAAGUCACUGGGCAUUCAUCUGGUGCCUGCCUUUUUGGGGACAUUGAAGAGCUGCUUCCAUACAGAACCUUUGAUCCCAGCUGGACCUAUUCGCGGAAGCUGCAAGCCACUCUGCAGUGUGCUGGCACUUCGCCCUGGGGUCAUUGCACAUUCCAUGCACAAACUUGCAGUACAGGCAAGGUUUCCAGCAUGGACGUAUCAGGUUUGCCCUGCCCUGAUAUGAGCUUGGCAGGGAAGAGGAGGAAGAGGGCAGGGUCUACCAAUGGUGUCUAUUGUGCUCGAGGUAAGUAUGUGACCCAGCACAAGGUACCCAUCGUGAUAACCGAAUGCACACCAGAGCUCGACAUGGGCCUCAUGGAAGACACCCACCCAGAGCACCAUAUGUUCCAGAUGUUUGCAGAACCGGGAGAUGUUGGUUUUGCUGCAACAGCACGCCGUCGGACGUGGGUGAUCGGCAUGCAUCAAGACCGGUCUACCAUCCGCCAAGACCCUUACGAACUUCUGGAAUCUGUAAAGGGACUCUUCGCGAAUGACCCGACAACAGUCCAGGACUAUUUAGUCGCCUCCCGUGCAGAAGUCCUUCUAGAGGCGUCCCAGUUGGCACAGAAGCGGCGGAUCCCAUUUCAAGCUGACUGCUUGGAUUUGACCUACCUCCUUACACAGCGCGAGAAGGAAACUGCUGCUGCUCUCAAUGCAAGGUUCCAAGAGCAAUUUGGAAGGAAUGCUGAGUUGGAGCCUGCCCUUGUGUACCACUUGGGUGACUCGGCCACAUUUGGGUCGUGGAGCGCGGUGAGUGGACGCAUUCCCACCUACAGAGUUGGGGCCAAAUCUUCAGUGUACUGGUUGCCACACUACAAGCGGUUUCUGACGGCCAAGGAGAAGUUGAUCAGCAUGGGCUGGCCAUCAGUGCCAGAAAUCGCAUCAUCUAUGCACGUCCCGCUCUUUGGUGCUAGUGACCCUAGACGGGCAGGAGACCUUUUAGGCAACGCAAUGCACAUGCAAAUCUGCGGGCUGAUGCAGCUUCUGGCCCUCGUUUCCUUUUCACCAAACCUUUAA
Messenger RNA from Durusdinium trenchii, 1194 nucleotides. NCBI's taxonomy places the organism in Eukaryota, Dinophyceae, Suessiales, Symbiodiniaceae. The record is from the annotation of a GenBank genome assembly.